Messenger RNA from Protobothrops mucrosquamatus (brown spotted pit viper), 6730 nucleotides. RefSeq names its product golgi brefeldin A resistant guanine nucleotide exchange factor 1 (gene GBF1). The record is from RefSeq and is a predicted model, not a curated record. Gene Ontology annotation, biological process: regulation of ARF protein signal transduction. Lineage: Eukaryota; Metazoa; Chordata; Lepidosauria; Squamata; Viperidae. Gene Ontology annotation, molecular function: guanyl-nucleotide exchange factor activity. The coding region runs from base 70 to 5637 and encodes 1855 amino acids. The transcript is spliced from 40 exons.
AAGAGAGGAGCCGGUACUCGUCCGCCUUUCUUCGGCUUGGCGGGGCCCGCGGCUGAACUGCCUCACGAAAUGCCCAGGCGCCUGUCGACGCCCGCCAAAGCCGGGCCCGUUUUGAACGACGCCGGAUGGAUGGAAGGGACUGCCAGGAGUGUAGAUAAGAACAUUUACAUUGUACAAGGAGAAAUCAAUACAGUAAUAGGAGCCAUAAAACGCAGUGCAAGAUGGAGCACUCACGUACAUUUGGAUGAAGAGCGCGAUCCCUUAUUGCACAGCUUCAGUGUUUUGAAAGACGUUUUGAACAAUGUAACUGAACUUUCAGCCAUUGAAGCUAUUGUUUUUCUUCGACCUUUUCUGGAAGUUAUUCGAUCAGAAGAUACUACAGGCCCGAUUACUGGACUGGCUCUGACAUCAGUAAACAAAUUCCUUUCAUAUGGACUAAUAGAUUCGAAUCAUGAGGGCACAGCUGAGGGAAUGGAAAACGUGGCAGAUGCUGUAACACAUGCCCGAUUUGUGGGCACAGAUCCUGCAAGUGAUGAGGUUGUCUUGAUGAAGAUCUUGCAGGUCUUGAGGACUCUCCUCCUCGCUCCGGUUGGAGCUCAUCUCACAAAUGAAUCCGUGUGUGAAAUCAUGCAGUCUUGCUUCCGUAUAUGCUUUGAGAUGAGGCUUAGUGAGUUAUUGAGAAAAUCUGCAGAGCAUACUCUGGUCGACAUGGUACAGCUGCUCUUCACAAGAUCAUCUCAGUUUAAAGAGGAGCCUAAGAGCUACGUAGGGACCAACAUAAGAAAGUUGAAAAUGAGAGCAGGAGGGAUGAGUGACUCAUCAAAAUGGAAGAAGCAGAAACGAUCACCAAGGAACUCUUGUCACGUAACGAAGGUACCUCAAGGAAUAGAACAGUCAACUGUCAAUGGCACAGGUGAGGACAAUGUCACUGAUGUACCUUCUCCAAUUUCAUCUGGAAAUUCAGAAAAUGUGUCUUCUGCAGUUAGUCCUGUCACUGAUAGUGGUGUAGAGUUGUCUCCCCCAAUUCGCUCGAAGGAUGAUCUUACAGAUUUACAACUUGUCAAAUCUUUGGGAAUCAGUACAACAAUGCCCUUAACUGAGCUUAGAGCCAGAGAGCAGUUAGAACUACAGAACGAAUAUCAUCAGAGGGAAAAGACUCCAUCUGCCUCCGUCGAAUCCAUCCCAGAGGUUCUUGAAGAGUGCACCUCUGUAACUGAACACUCAGAUUCCGUUUCAAUUCAUGACAUGGACUACGUAAACCCUCGCGGAGUACGAUUUACUCAGUGUUCUCAAAAAGAGGGAACAACAUUAGUCCCUUACGGAUUGCCCUGUAUUCGUGAACUGCUGCGUUUCCUCAUCUCCCUCACUAAUCCACACGACCGACACAAUUCUGAGGUGAUGAUACACAUGGGUCUACAGCUACUCACAGUUGCUCUUGAAUUGACGUGUGUGGCAAACUGCCCAUCUCUCUUAGAACUUGUAAAAGAAGAAUUAUGUCGGUAUCUCUUUCAAUUAUUGAACAUGGAGCGGCUCAAUUUAUAUGCAGCUUCCCUGAGGGUUUGUUUCCUUUUAUUUGAGAAAAUGAGAGAGCAUCUGAAAUUCCAACUGGAGAUGUAUAUCAAGAAACUGAUGGAGAUCAUCACAGUGGAAAGCCCCAAGAUGAUUUAUGAAAUGAAGGAGAUGGCCCUGGAGGCUAUAGUUCAGCUAUGGAGGAUUCCUAGCUUUGUAACUGAACUCUACAUUAACUAUGAUUGUGACUACUACUGUGCUAACCUUUUUGAAGACCUCAGCAAGCUGCUAUCCAAGAAUGCUUUUCCCGUUUCUGGACAACUGUACACUACUCAUUUGCUGUCACUUGAAGCAUUGUUGACGGUGACUGAUCAGAUUGAAGCACGAUGCCAAGCCAAAGUACUCAGGGGCAUAUAUCAGCAAGAGAAAGAAAUACUAAAACCAAACACAGAAAUUGUCAAUAACAUCAGAGAAGCAAUUUCUGAAGAACUGCAAACAAAACUUAAAUCAUCCAGUGCAGAAUUACCGGAGACGUGUCCAUCGAGUAAUGACUGCUUGGUGACCUCCUACUUGAAACAGCAAGACUGCGUGAAUUCAGACAUGGAAAAAGAUACAGCAGAAAAGGUCGUCCCGAGAAAGCCUACUCGAUUUUCCUGCUUCCUGCCUACAACACAAGAACUGAUCAUGAUUAAGAAUAAAAAAAAGCUCUUGAUAAGUGGCUCAGAGCAGUUCAAUCAAAAGCCCAAAAAAGGAAUACAGCUUCUUCAGGAGAAAAAUCUCUUGUCUAUCCCAAUGGACAACAAUCAAGUGGCUAAGUGGCUGAGAGAAAAUCCGAGACUGGACAAGAAAAUGAUUGGGGAAUUUGUGAGCGAUCGAAAAAAUGUCGAUUUGCUGGAUAGUUUUGUCAAACUAGACAUAGCUAGUUCUCGCAAACGUUCUUCAUAUGUUGGGCUGUUGUUACAUUAUAUUAGAUCUGCUUUCCAUUCAUUCUCAUUCUCUUUUCAGAAAUCAAAUGGGAGUCCAUUUGCUAAUGGUGAUGCCUGUUUUGCUCUAGCCUAUGCAAUUAUCAUGCUGAACACUGACCAGCACAAUCAUAAUGUUCGCAAGCAGAAUGUGCCUAUGACAUUAGAGGAAUUCCGGAAGAAUCUGAAAGGAGUAAAUGGGGGCAAAGAUUUUGACCAAGACAUGUUAGAAGAUAUGUAUUAUGCUAUCAAAAAUGAAGAGGUUGUGAUGCCCGAUGAGCAGACAGGCUUAGUAAAAGAAAACUAUGUAUGGAGUGUGUUGUUGCACCGUGGAGCCACUGAAGAAGGAGUCUUUCUGCAUAUUCCACCUGGCAGCUACGAUCACGACCUCUUUGCCAUGACCUGGGGACCUACUGUUGCAGCUCUUUCCUACGUUUUUGACAAAAGCUUAGAUGAAGCAGUAAUCCAGAAGACUAUUUCUGGUUUCAGAAAAUGUGCCAUGAUCUCUGCUCAUUACGGCCUCAGUGAUGUUUUUGACAACCUCAUCAUUUCUCUCUGUAAAUUCACAGCCCUCAGCAGUGAGUCAAUUGAGAAUUUGCCAACAGUUUUUGGAAGCAAUCCAAAAGCCCACAUUGCAGCGAAGACUGUGUUCCACUUGGCUCAUCGACAUGGCGAUAUUUUACGAGAGGGCUGGAAAAACAUAAUGGAGGCAAUGUUGCAACUUUUCAGAGCAGAAUUAUUGCCAAAAACCAUGGUGGAGGUUGAAGAUUUUGUAGAUCCCAAUGGCAAGAUCUCUCUUCAGCGAGAGGAAACCCCUUCUAAUCGGGGAGAGUCUACAGUGCUCAUCUUUGUUAACUGGCUGACACUCAGUGGCACAGAACAGUCUGGUAUGAGAGGACCAUCCACAGAGAAUCAGGAAGCAAAGAGAAUGGCCCUGGAAUGUAUAAAGCAAUGUGAUCCAGAGAAGUUAAUCACUGAGAGCAAGUUUCUGCAACUUGAGUCCCUGCAGGAAUUAAUGAAGGCUCUCAUAUCUGUGUCUCCCGAUGAGGAAACGUAUGAUGAAGAAGACUGUGCUUUCUGUUUGGAGAUGCUUCUGAGAAUUGUGCUGGAAAAUAGGGAUCGUGUGACUUUCGUUUGGCAGGCAAUGCGAGAUCAUCUUUACCAUUUAUGUGUUAAUGCUAUGGAAUACUGUUGUCUAGUGGAAAGAGCAGUAGUGGGACUGUUGAGACUGGCCAUCCGACUUCUGCGCAGAGAAGAAAUAAGUGCCCAGGUGUUGCUCUCCUUGCGAAUCCUGCUCAUGAUGAAACCCAGCAUGUUAAACAAGGCAAGUCAUCAGAUUGCAUAUGGCCUCCAUGAGCUUCUCAAGACUAAUGCGGCCAAUAUUCACUCUGGAGAAGACUGGUACACGCUCUUCACUCUCUUGGAAUGCAUUGGUUCUGGGGUGAAACCACCCCCAACGCUGCAGCCUAUAAGAACAGAGAAUGAUACAGGAGCUCAGUCAGACAGUGAGAUCUAUCAUCCAAAUGAAGCCAGCCUAGAUCGUGGCUACACUUCUGAUUCAGAGGUAUAUGCAGAUCAUAGCAAGCAAGGUAAAUUGCAUCGCUCUGUCACUGAUGUAGACGUCGUGAACAGCGGCUGGCUAGUGGUUGGGAAAGAUGACAUUGAUAAUACAGCCAUGGCUGGACUUUCCAGACUGGGCAAUUCUCCUCUGGUGAAUCAGUAUAGUCUGACUGUGGGAACUGACCUGGGUCCUCAUAAUACCAAAUCUCUCAUGAAGUGUGUUGAGUCCUUAUCUUUUAUUGUGCGAGAUGCAGCUCAUGUAACCCCUGAGAACUUUGAACUGUGCGUCAAGACAAUCCGUAUUUUUGUGGAAGCCAGCCUGAAUGGAGGAUGUAAAUCCCAGGAGAAAAGAGGGAAAAAUCAUAAAUAUGACUCCAAAUCAACACGGUUUAAGAAGAAAGCAAAGGAGAACUCUCUGAGACACUUUAAAACCUCCAGCCAGCAUCAGCACCGUUCCACCAGUGAAGAUGAGGAUGAGGAUGAGAGUGUCCCUGCCAGCUAUCACACUGUAUCUUUACAGCUAUUGGAUCUAAUGCACACCCUUCAUACACGAGCUGCUACCAUCUACAAUUCUUGGGCAGAAGAGCAGCACCAUCUGAAAAUUUCGGAGAAGAAAAUAGAAGCAAAUUCUCGAGCCUUAUGGAUCAAUUGUUGGUGCCCACUGUUGCAAGGCAUUGCAUGCUUGUGUUAUGACGCAAGACGGCAAGUGCGGAUGCAAGCACUGACCUACCUGCAGCGGGCUCUUCUCGUGCAUGAUUUACAAGCUCUUGAUGCUUUGGAGUGGGAAUCCUGUUUCAAUAAGGUUCUGUUUCCUUUGUUGACCAAACUUCUGCAAAAUAUUAGCCCAGCAGAUAUUGGAGGAAUGGAGGAGACUAGAAUGAGAGCUUCAACUCUACUCUCCAAGGUCUUCUUGCAACAUUUGUCCCCACUCCUCUCUCUCCCGACAUUUGCUGCUUUAUGGCUGACAAUAUUGGAUUUUAUGGACAAAUACAUGCACGCUGGCUCCAGUGACUUGUUGCUAGAAGCCAUCCCUGAAUCACUGAAGAAUAUGCUGCUAGUAAUGGACACAGCUGGGAUAUUCCAUAAUGCUGAUUCACGAACAGGCUACUCAGAUCUAUGGGAAAUCACCUGGGAGCGCAUAGACUGCUUUUUGCCAAAACUACGAGAUGAGCUCUUCAAACAGACAGUCAUCCAAGAUCCAGUUUCUACCUUACCAGUAGAAGUACACCCUCCAAAACCAUCACCCUCUGCUCAGAGACAUUCUUCUGGAGAGGAUUCCAGACCACCUACUCAUUCAGCAUCCUCUGAGAAGACUCCAGAACUGGCAGCCAGUGAUUCUGAGAAUCCCUGCAUUUCCAGUCACUUUGGAUCACAUUUUGCCUCUCUAGCAGCACCCGGGAAGAUGAACCUGGCUACAGAUAUUCCUCCGGCAGUGGCCCAGCAGCCUCUUAUUCUUCAGCCACUAUCUUCCACCUUACAGGUGGGAGUGCCACCUUUGUCUCUGCCUAUAAUUCUGAACCCAGCUCUCAUAGAGGCAACCUCCCCCGUACCCCUUUUGGCUACCCAGCAGUCUACCGACUCCAUCGCAAUUUCUGAAAUAAAUUAAAGGAAAACGGGAGAUGACUAAAGGAACGAUGGAUUCUGAACAUGCUACGUCCAGUUGAAGUUAUGAUCGCUCUAGAGAAGGCCCUACGCGGAAGGGUAGCAUCCCAAAGUAAAUAUCCUAAGUUGACAAUCUCCGCAGGUAGUUUAGUUGCAGGGACUGGCAGCUCCUUCUUGCUUUAAAGUUAACAUUUUCAGUAGAGGCCUGCUUUGAUUCCUUUCAGAAUGGAGCAAGGAGGCCAGAUACGGUAAGAAUCAAGCAAAGAAAUGUCCAAUGUCUGUAUCAGUACUUUUGCUUCACGGUCGGCAUUCCUGGCAUAAGUUUAUUUUGGAACCGUUCUUUCACUCUUAAAUCUUCGGUGAUUUAGGCUUGUCGUUUUUUGCCAGAGUAAACUUGAGUUUUCUGAGAGGACGAGAAGAGUCGCUGGACAAUAUUUGAAACUGGAAAAGCUGCAUCUAAAAUAAAAGAAAGAAAAUGAUAAUAAUCAGAUUGCUGUGUAAGCUUCAUUAGGGUUAGUAUUUUAAAAUUGCUGAGUGCCUCGCGGGCAUUCCAACCUAGUGUUUGCUACUUCCCAUCAAAAGGUACCGACGUGAAGUGAAGACCUUCUGCAGUAGGCAAAAAAAUAGCCUCUCCUACGCGUCCUUCAGCAAUGGACUGCAGAAUGUUUUCCCCUAUCUUUUUUGCAGUCUUUCACUUAGCAGAGGCCAUUUCUUUCCUAUAUGAGCCCAGAAAUAAAAUGUGUUUCGACUAGGGCUUCCUCCUUACCUGCCAGGCUAAAAUUCUCUAUAUCCACUGCAGAAUCCCACUGGGAACUGAAGCCAGUGCCUACAAUGGGUGAUCAUGUGUGAGUGUGCAUGUGGAUUUGGGUGUGUGUGUGUGUGUGUGUAUGUGAGUAUGUACGUAUGUGUGUGUAUAUAUGGAGUAAAUUGACUUGUUAUGAUGGAAUAAAAACCGCCUGUAAAUGAAAUACGGCUUAGAUGUUUAUUUUAUUACAUGUCAAAUAUGUUGCCUUUUUAUUCUAGAUUGCUUUGGAAAAUGAGAGAUUAUCACUAUUGGCCUAGUAUGAAGAAUCAGCCUUUUUGAAACAAGAGAGUAA